Messenger RNA from Paramecium pentaurelia, 950 nucleotides. The record is from the annotation of a GenBank genome assembly. NCBI's taxonomy places the organism in Eukaryota, Ciliophora, Oligohymenophorea, Peniculida, Parameciidae.
UAUGAGUGUCACCUUAUACAUCAAUGGAAAAUAAGUUAAUUGUAAACUAACUGAAACAUUUGGUGAUCUUUUUGAAGAACAUGUUAAUUCUGGUAAAUUUUUAGAUAAAAUUUGGAAAAUAAAUGGUUAAUUAAAAUCUAAUAUCCCUAAAAACACAAAGUUAAAUUAAUUCAUUUAAGGAGGUGAAAUUAUUGAAUGCUAAGUAAUUAAUAUUAUUAAAUAUUUUAGGAUAAAUAAUAAGCUAAUCAAUUUCCUAAUUAAAUUGGUUAAUCUGGUCCAAUUAUGGCACCUCAACCACAAUCACCCUUUGUCCCCGUUCCAUAGCCUACACCAUCUUUUAUUUCCACUUAAUAACCAUUACCACCAUUUUAAUAACAACAAUAAAUGUAAUAUUAACCAUAACCUGUAUUAAAUUAAUAAUAACCUUAAUUUCCAUCUAAAACAGGUCCUACAAAUGUAUAAAUUACUCCAUAAUAAUAAUUUAAUAAACCAAAUAUUCCAAAUAUUAGNACCUGAUUAUAGAAAAAGAAUUGGACAUUUAGAUAUAAAUGAAAUAAAAUAACAUAAUUUUUUUAAUGAAGUUGAUUGGAAUAGAAUUCUUUAAAUGAAUGGAUUGAUUGUACCAAAAAUAAUAUUAAAAGAAGGAGAGAAUGAUAAUAAAAAUAAUGAAAAAGUUGAAUAAUUUUUAAAUAAUCUUGAAAAAAAAGAAAUAAAAAAUUAAACAUUAACUUGUAAAUUGAAAAAUCAAUUAUCAAAUUUAGAAAGAUUAGAUUUAUUAGUUAAAUUAAGUUUAGAAGAAGCAACUUAUAAAUUGUAUAUAUUUAUAUUAAGAUUAGAUCAAAGAUAUAAAAUAAUUAAUAUAAAUUAAAGAAACUCUUAAAUAAAAUAAAUAAUUAUGAAUAAAAAAAUUAAACUUAAAUGUUUUUAUUAUAUGAAGAUGUAUUUUGAUU